AUGAAAUCCAUCAUUUUUUACGUUUUAAUUCUCUUUGUUAUUUUUAAUGUUGCGAACGCACAUUUCCAACUGCAAGCACCUCCGACAAGAGGUUUCGUUGAUGAAAAAGAGCCAACUGCUCCUUGCGGUUCAUUUGACACUGUUAAUACAUCUCAAAUAAGCAACUUUCCUGUUU
Messenger RNA from Scutellospora calospora, 175 nucleotides. Lineage: Eukaryota; Fungi; Glomeromycota; Glomeromycetes; Diversisporales; Gigasporaceae. The record is from the annotation of a GenBank genome assembly.